AUGGCGCCCGCCGCCAGUUCGACGACUCGGGUCGUCGACCACGUGUUCCGCUUCGGCGCGCUCGCCUACGUGACGAUCUUCACUGUGCUCGUCUUUUGGAAGUUGGCUUCUACUUCCGUUACCUUGCCGCACAAAAGCGUCCCCACUACCGUAUCCACGGAGCCGGAAUCGACGUCAGCGACUCAUACUGUUCCGGCCUUCCCUACGAACUCUACGAUCCCUGCGCCUUCUACGACGUCGCCAAGCAGUUCGCCCACGCCACCCUCGCCUUCGUCGAUCGCUCCAAUGAAUACGACAGCGCCACCUACCACAACUUCAACCAGUACGACGACGACCUCGGCUACUAAGACAACCGCAUCCAGCAUACCCGCCCCAAACUCUACGGCCAUUCCGCCGAGCGCAACGACUACAACUACGGAAAAGACGACCACCAUGGAGACGACCACCAAGGAGACGACCACUAAGAAGACGACCACUAAGAAGACGACCACUAAGAAGGCGACCACCAAGCAGACCACCACAACCGCCACCACCAAAAAGCCCGCCCAAUUAAACGAUACUCGGCUCGAAGACGAUCGCUUCCGCCUCAAAGAGGUGAUGAACAACCGAUGGAUCCCCUCCAUC
Messenger RNA from Mesorhabditis spiculigera, 624 nucleotides. Lineage: Eukaryota; Metazoa; Nematoda; Chromadorea; Rhabditida; Rhabditidae. The record is from the annotation of a GenBank genome assembly.